AAGUAAUCUUUAUAGUUGUGUAUGGCCAUAAGAUCUGCAAUAGCCCCCUUUUCCCUAAUUCUUAUAGUUUUCGGACCUUUGUUAUACUUCACUUGUGUGUGGUCGAAUCAUAGAGAUUAAUGUCUGUCAAGUGUCAAGAAAUGAAUCUUGUUUUAGACACCUAAGUGUUCAGUUCUCCAUCAAACUUGGUGUCAAAAAUUCAAUGAAAUCCCUGACAAUUCGUGUCCAUCCCUAGAGAAUAUCGGUGUUCAAUUUUUGUAUAGAUCUGAUAUGAUUGGGCUGCUAGUGACAACUUCCCUUAUUUUCAUCUAGCUAAAUAACUCUAGGACCAUGAAGCACAACGAUGGAAAAGUGGUAAAUCAAGUUGAUAAAAGUUUCAGAGUAGUGCCCAUGACAUUCAUGUGUAUUGUGCUUUGCGGGUUUUCAUUCUAUCUGGGUAGAAUUUUUUGCUCGGAGAACAUUACCGAAGUAGGUAAAUCAACCGAUGAAACUAUUUUUGGUCCUCCCAGUGCGAAAUUCAUAGAAUUCCCUGAAUGUGAUAUUGCCUAUCAAGAUUACACCCCGUGCACAGAUCCUAAGAGAUGGAAAAAGUAUGGCUAUCAUCGGCUUACGUUCAUGGAACGCCAUUGUCCUCCUCCUUUUGACAGAAAAGAAUGUUUGGUUCCUCCACCAGAUGGGUAUAAAUCACCAAUCAGAUGGCCUAAGAGCAAAAAUGAAUGUUGGUACAGGAAUGUCCCGUAUGAUUGGAUUAACAAGCGGAAGUCCAAUCAAAACUGGUUAAGGAAAGAAGGGAAGAAGUUUCUCUUUCCUGGUGGAGGUACCAUGUUUCCGAAUGGAGUUGGUGCGUAUGUUGAUUUGAUGCAGGAUCUUAUUCCUCAAAUGAAAGACGGGACUAUUAGGACUGCUAUUGAUACUGGGUGUGGGGUGGCUAGCUGGGGAGGUGAUUUACUUGAUCGCGGGAUCUUGACAGUCUCGCUUGCCCCACGAGAUAAUCAUGAGGCGCAAGUCCAAUUUGCUCUGGAACGAGGAAUUCCUGCGAUUCUGGGAAUUAUUUCUACACAGCGGCUUCCUUUUCCCUCAAACUCAUUUGAUAUGGCUCAUUGUUCAAGAUGCCUCAUCCCCUGGACAGAAUUUGGUGGAAUCUACCUUCUAGAAGUUCAUCGAAUUCUUCGUCCUGGAGGAUUCUGGGUCCUGUCUGGCCCACCGGUAAACUAUAAAAGACGUUGGAGAGGUUGGAACACUACACUUGAAGAGCAAAAGUCUGAUUAUGACAAGUUGCAAGAAUUGCUCACUUCAAUGUGCUUUAAGUUAUUCAACCAGAAAGACGAUAUUGCUGUUUGGCAGAAGACUACAGAUAAUGACUGUUAUAAGCGGCUAGCUGCACUAGACACAUACCCACGAAAGUGUGAUGAUGGAACUGAACCAGAUUCAGCAUGGUACACUCCACUCCGGUCCUGUGUUGUUGUUCCGAACAAGAAUGUCAAGAAGCUAAUAUUGUCAGCCAUUCCUAAAUGGCCCCAAAGAUUGCAUGUUGCUUCAACACGUGUUUAUGAUGUUCGCCGUAGCAACGAGAACACCUUUCACCAUGACGAUUCUAAAUGGAAGAAGCGGGUCAAGCACUACAAGCAGUUGCUGCCAGCAAUUGGGACUGAUGAGAUAAGAAACGUAAUCGACAUGAAUACUAUAUAUGGAGGUUUAGCUGCUGCUUUGAUAGAUGAUCCCUUGUGGGUGAUGAAUGUAGUCUCCUCCUAUGCUAAGAACACACUUGCGGUGGUCUUUGAUAGAGGUCUCAUUGGAACCUACCAUGACUGGUGUGAGGCUUUCUCAACAUAUCCGCGGACAUAUGAUCUGCUUCAUGCAGACGGUCUUUUUCCCUCUGAAAGUCACAGAUGUGAUAUGAAGUAUGUACUAUUAGAGAUGGAUCGGAUCCUUCGGCCUAAUGGGUAUGCUAUAAUCCGAGAGUCAAGCUUCUUUGUAGAUCCAAUAGAAACUAUUGCCAAAGGGUUGAGAUGGAACUGUCGGAAAGAAGCCACCGGAGAUGGAGGUGCAAAGGAUAAGUUGUUAAUUUGCCAGAAGAGCUUAUGGUACUUUAAGAAAAGCUCAUGAGCAAGUAAGAAUCGGUGUAACACAAGAGUCUUGGUGUAAACUAUGUGGAAUGAUUGUAAUAGUAACAAAUAGGAGAGAAAAAACUUUCAUAACAUUUACAUAGAAGAAAGUUUAGAAUUUAAAUUCUUAGGGGUCAUUUUUUAAAUAUGAAUCAACUUUUUGGAUGA
Messenger RNA from Daucus carota subsp. sativus, 2273 nucleotides. Its product is annotated as probable methyltransferase PMT21. Gene Ontology annotation, cellular component: cytoplasm; endosome; trans-Golgi network. The transcript has 8 exons. NCBI's taxonomy places the organism in Eukaryota, Viridiplantae, Streptophyta, Magnoliopsida, Apiales, Apiaceae. The record is from RefSeq and is a predicted model, not a curated record. Gene Ontology annotation, molecular function: methyltransferase activity. Bases 331 to 2106 code for a protein of 591 amino acids.